GCUUACACCUGCUCACCCUUCACAUCUUAACUUUGAGCUCAUCCGUGUAUGCAGCUGCACUUUAAGUAGAAUCUUUUAAACUAUUUAAACUGAGCACAGACACGCAUAGCUCUUCCUCUCAGGUCGAUUUUCUAACUUCUGACGUACAAAACGACGAUGGCGCCUGGAGUCCUGCAGAACGCUGGAUUCAUUUUGGGCUUGAUCGGUGCAGCGGCCCUCAUCGCUGCCACAGCCAUGAACAAAUGGAGCGUGACGGACAGACAGGGGAGCGUGGUGACUUCUGUUUACACCUACAAGGGUCUGUGGCAGGACUGUGAGACGACAUCGGCCGGAAUGACAGAGUGUCGCCCCAUGUACGGCCUCCUGGGCUUCUCAGGAGCCUUCCAGGCAGUGCGAGCCCUGAUGGUCGUGGGCACGGUGCUCAGUGUUCUCGGAGCGUUGAUAUCCGUGUUCUCUCUGACCUGCCUCACCAUGACCAGCAUGGACGACACCACCAAGGCCAAGCUGAGCCUCACCGCCGGCGUCAUGUUCAUCAUCGCCGGUCUUUGUGGAAUUUCAGGAGCUUCUGUUUACGCCAAUCAGAUCGUGGUCAGUUUCAGGAUGUCCACCUACCCGAACUACGGGGGAGGAUACGGGGGAGGAAUGGUGCAGGGGGGGAUGGGUGGAGGAAUAGGCGGCGGACUGGGAUUAACGCCCACAUACACGUUCGGUCCAGCUCUGUUUGUCGCCUGGAUUGGAAGCGGCAUCCUGCUCAUCGGUGGCGUCCUGAAGUCUGUGGCUUUCAAAGAAAUUAUGAAGGAUGAAAAACCACGUUACCCGGGGGUCGUUUACAAACCUCAGUCGCACAACAAGACGGAGGUGGUGGAUCACCAUUCAGAGGGAGGCCACGGAGACCAGAAAUAUGUGUAACUUCAGCCACAGUUGUGUGUGUUUUAGCUUUUCACACCCAGCACGCUUUGUCAUGCUUUUUUUUCAGUUGUCUCAUAUAGAUAUUCAGUUAUUAUGUGACAAAAGAUACCAGUGAUGUGUCUCAUCCUUCCAUCGCUACAACAGCAGAUGGAUUAAGGAGGGAACUGUGGCUAAAUAUUUAGUUUUCACAUCUCAGUGGUUACUAGAUAUUUAGAAAUGCUCAAGUGCUGUUUGUAACUGAAGAUUUUUCUUAUUUGAGUUAAAUCACAUUUUUUGUUUGAAAAUAAAGCAGCAAUUUCUGAAA
Molecule: messenger RNA, 1213 nt
Organism: Amphiprion ocellaris (clown anemonefish)
Lineage: Eukaryota; Metazoa; Chordata; Actinopteri; Pomacentridae
Gene: cldn18
Product: claudin 18
Exons: 5
Coding region: 157-909 (250 amino acids)
Biological process (GO): cell adhesion; bicellular tight junction assembly
Cellular component (GO): bicellular tight junction; plasma membrane
Molecular function (GO): structural molecule activity
Source: RefSeq, a predicted model, not a curated record